This is a messenger RNA of Spea bombifrons (plains spadefoot toad), 737 nucleotides long. It is a transcript of the gene OCIAD2, whose product is annotated as OCIA domain containing 2. The record is from RefSeq and is a predicted model, not a curated record. The transcript is spliced from 7 exons. Gene Ontology annotation, cellular component: mitochondrial inner membrane. NCBI's taxonomy places the organism in Eukaryota, Metazoa, Chordata, Amphibia, Anura, Pelobatidae. Bases 120 to 608 code for a protein of 162 amino acids.
AAACAUUGGAGUCGCAGCCCUUCAUAAGAUUGUGCGCAGCCCGGAGGAAGCAAAGCAGCUGGCAGAAGAGCGUAUUGUGUGCGCAACUUCAUAUAAACAAGUGGAAAACAUUCAAAGACAUGUCUGCCGGACCAGAACCAACGCAGGAGAAGAAGCCUGCACCUCCCAGCUCCGUAAUGCGCUGCCCAGUAUCUCAUGCGCAUAGAGAAGAUUUUGCUAAAAUCAUGAAAGAAUGCAGAGAGGAAAGCUUCUGGCAGAGAGCCCUGCCUCUUUCCUUGGGAAGUAUGCUCGUCACCCAGGGACUGCUCUACAAAGGAUAUCUGACACCAAACAAGAAAUUCGGCGCCUUACCAAAGGUUGCUUUGGCCGGGGUCCUAGGCUUUAUCAUUGGAAAGAUCUCCUAUGCCAGAGUUUGCCAGAAGAAGUUUGAGAAGUCUGGUAUGGGGGGCGUUUAUGAUGCGGGAUUCUUUCCAGCUUUUGGUGCCGGUUUUGGUCCAGGAGUUGGCAAACACCAUCACCAUCACAAGAAAUGCCACCAUACUUGCGAAGAGUGCAAAGCAAAAUCAGACAAGAGCCCAGACCAAAACCCCCAGCCUGCUACCCCAUAAACACCUUAUACAGUUCUGGAAUCAGAAAAAAGAAUAAUUGUUUGUACCUGUGAAUAGUUUGUAAUAAAAUUCUAAUAAAAGUGUGUUUCCAAACACUUUAUCUAAAUAAAGUAUCAUUCCGUGUCUAAA